AUGUGGUUCGGGCAGCUGGUCAUCGGGCCGCCCGGCUCCGGGAAGUCCACGUACGUGGCGGGGGUGGAGCACAUACUGAGGCAGAUAAACCGGAAGCUAGUGCUCAUCAAUUUGGACCCCUUUGUGGAGAAUGACGUGUACAAAGCAGACGUCAACAUCAGCGACCUUGUAGAUAUAAAAAAGGUCUUCUGCGAUUUGGGCUUAGGGCCAAAUGGCACUCUCAUAUACUGCAUGGAGUAUUUGCUAAUAAAUUUUGACUGGCUUGAGGAAAAACUAAAAGAACACAAGGACCACUACCUACUUAUAGACACCCCUGGGCAAGUGGAGCUGUAUACACAUAACGACGCGUUGAGAAAAAUUGUGGAGAAAAUGACUAAAAUGAAUUGCAGACUAACUUCAGUUCAUAUAGUAGAUAGCACUCUAUGCUCCGAUAACUAUAAAUACGUUAGUGCACUACUGCUAUCCCUAUGUAGUCAGAUUCACUUGGAGUUACCCCAUGUGAAUGUAUUCUCCAAAAUUGACUUGUUAAAAUAUUUUAGGGAUGACUUAAAUUUCCCUCUGAGUUACUACGUAGAAGCGCAGAACUUGGAGCAACUCAUGUUGUACGCGCGCUACCAGAAUGAGUCAUCGUCCGGCUCGGAGGGUGUAAAUAUGGGAGACGAUUCACCAAGCGGCUCCUUAAAUGACCGAAGCAGCUGUGCCCAGAGCGCCAUCAAACAAGCCAUACGAAAUGACAUAAACUCUGGGAGGAUAAAAAAUGUCAGGAAAAACUACAAGAAAUUUUCUAACAAAUUUUUGAAGCUAAAUGAGUACAUUUGCGAAACGGUGGAAGAUUACAAUAUGAUUAAUUUUGCCCUUUUAGAUAUACAAGACAAAUAUAGUGUGCUUAAGUUGCUCAAAAUCAUCGAUGGGGCUAAUGGCUUUCGCUUCAGCUCCAUCUACUCGGAGUACUCUCUCUUUGACACGUACGCUGAGGCCAUUGAGUAUGACUGUGAUGAUAUUCAAGAAAAAAUCGUCGACGUUUCGGAUGAAGAAAAAGAGGCGUCCCUAUCUGGGCACCCCCCUCAUGGGUGA
Molecule: messenger RNA, 1074 nt
Organism: Plasmodium vivax (malaria parasite P. vivax)
Lineage: Eukaryota; Apicomplexa; Aconoidasida; Haemosporida; Plasmodiidae
Exons: 1
Coding region: 1-1074 (357 amino acids)
Cellular component (GO): cytoplasm
Molecular function (GO): GTPase activity
Source: RefSeq, a predicted model, not a curated record